GGUUAAGAUAACCGACAAAAUGCCACAAGGAACAAGAAAGAAACCGUUUAGCGGCAAAGCAAAAAAGCAACAAUUGCAAGCUAAAAAACAUCGACAAACUUCUACCUUACUCACUGGAAGUCAUAGCAGAGCUUAUGAAGAAAGAACAGAUCAUAGUGAUAGUUUGGGAUUCAACGCAGUACAAAAGAUCAACAAACAGCCAAAAGAUGACAAUUCUUCCAAAAACAGAUAUGCCUUACAAUUCUUCCAAGAAAGCAAGGAAGAGUUAAUGAAACGAAAGGAGCAAGCUAGAAAUGCUAUAGAACCUUUAUCUAUCAAAGAGCAAGAAGUUUCUGAUGAUUAUUUUCCACCAGAAAUUGACAUACCCAAAAGACCACCAUGGGAUUUUAAUAUGUCAAAAGAACAAUUAGAAAUGAGAGAACAAAAGUAUUUUACCGAAUAUUUGAAAGAUAUGGGAAAGUUGAGUACUGUCAGUUACUUUGAAUUAAAUUUAGAAACCUGGAGACAAUUAUGGAGAGUUUUAGAAAUGUCUGAUAUUCUAUUAAUUAUUGUUGACAUUAGAUAUCCUGUAUUAAUGUUUCCUCCAUAUUUAUACUCUUAUGUAACAAAUGAAUUGAAAAAAGACAUGAUUUUAGUAUUAAACAAAGUUGAUUUAGCUCCUCCAGCUUUAGUAGUAGCAUGGAAAGAAUAUUUCCAUAAAAUGUAUCCUAAAUUACACAUUCUAAUGUUUACAUCGUAUCCUACUUACAAUUUGCGUGGAAACAUAAGUGAAACAGAAGGAGUAAAGCAAAGACGUAGAAAAGGAAAAUUAAGGAUGGCCGCAGAAGGAGCACAAAAAUUACUAGAUACUUGCAAACAAAUUGUUGGAGAUAACGUAGAUUUAACUUCUUGGCACAGUAAAAUUCAAGAAGAGAUGCAAAUGGAAUUUGAUCUCGACGACGUCAGUCAUAAAGAUAGCGUAACAAUCGAGAAAGAAGAUACGAGUUAUUUCGAGCAUGAGCGUUAUAAAAAUGGAGUUUUAACCAUUGGAUGUAUCGGAACUCCAAAUGUAGGAAAAUCAUCUUUAAUGAAUGCUUUAAUGGGAAAAAAGGUUGUAAGUGUAUCACGUACACCUGGACACACUAAACAUUUCCAAACCAUAUACCUUACAAAAACUGUGUGUCUCUGCGAUUGCCCAGGGCUGGUGUUCCCAUCUACUGUCCCAAAACAAUUACAAAUAUUAAUGGGUUCCUUCCCAAUAGCUCAAGUUAGGGAACCAUAUACAACAAUUAAAUUUUUAGCCGAACGAAUAGAUUUACCGAAAUUACUGAAAAUACCACAUCCGGAUAACGACGACACAUGGUCCGCUAUGGACAUUUGUGAUGGUUGGGCUUUAAAACGGAAUUUUGUAACUGCACGAACCGGCAGAUUCGAUAGUUAUAGAGCAGCCAAUUCCUUACUGAGAAUGGCGCUUGAAGGAAAAAUCUGUAUAUACGUUUACCCACCGGACUGGGUCGUUAAUAAAGAAAACUGGGAGAAUCAUCCAGAAGUUGAAAUAGUAAGAUGGAUUCAAGCUAGAAACAAAGGAGAAGAUUUUAAUGACGCGGGUAAAGUGUAUUUGUCGUCUGAAGAUGAAAUGGAUGAAGAAGAACGUUCAGAAAGUCAAAAACAACAAAAGAAAGAGGAUUUUGAUAAUUCCGAUGAUACGUCAAGCGAAGAAUCAGAAAUACCACAAGUAGUUAAUAAAUUUGGAGCACUGUCCACGGAUUUAUAAAAAAAAUACUUGGUUAUCGUUUACUUUUAAAUAUAUUUUAUUAAUCAUUAAAUACACGUUACUUACGUUAUACUAUCUAUUUACAAAAAGGUAA
Messenger RNA from Megachile rotundata (alfalfa leafcutting bee), 1847 nucleotides. RefSeq names its product Nucleostemin 4 (gene Ns4). NCBI's taxonomy places the organism in Eukaryota, Metazoa, Arthropoda, Insecta, Hymenoptera, Megachilidae. The record is from RefSeq and is a predicted model, not a curated record. Gene Ontology annotation, molecular function: GTP binding; GTPase activity.